This is a messenger RNA of Lepisosteus oculatus (spotted gar), 9367 nucleotides long. The record is from RefSeq and is a predicted model, not a curated record. Lineage: Eukaryota; Metazoa; Chordata; Actinopteri; Semionotiformes; Lepisosteidae.
AAACAACCAUACCUGAUAGUAAAAAAAAGAUCAUUUUUAUAAAGCAGUGGAGUGAACAGUUGUUAUAAGUAGGCUUAAUGGAGUACUAUUGGGAAACAGAUUGCCCAUUAAAAUGAAGUUGCAUUUUGCUACAGGAAAAUACGGUUUGCUUAUUAGAAUUGUCUGUUUGCUUUCAUGAAGUAUAGUAUUUUUUACUCAAAAUCUUAAUGUAAUUUACCGAUUUGUCAUUAACAUGACAUUUUGUAACGCACAUUACCUUCUUGUCUAGUCGUAGCGAUAGACAAUGUGUAGUCUUUUGGAUAUUUUACUAAAUGCGUAGCGAGAGUUCAGCGCUUUGAAAAUAGGUGACAGUAAAUGAAGAAUUAAAUGGCAUCUGUAUAACAGUAGUUAUUAAAGAGUUUUAAGAGAUAACGUCAAGCAGACAUGGAAUACUUGCGAGCCACGUCAUGAUGUGUAUUUUUGCAUUCUUUGCUUUGAAAGAAUCUGCUUGUAAAUGAAAUGUCCAGAAAACUAACAACUGUAGUUAAAACUUUUAAAUUGCCAUGUUCGGUUGUAAUUUUAAUAUAUUAGCUGUAAAAUCACAUCUUAACUAUUUCGCACAUGUAAUGGUAAAGUAAUGCAUUAGAAUGCUUUCACGUAGUAUUCAUUGUGAAAGACCUUCAUGGAUGCUUAGUGGUCACACUUUAAAAUUGCCAAUUGAAAAAAAAAUAUAGAGAGAGAGACAGGUCUGAAACUAGAAGCAAAAAGGGUUUUAGUAAAUGUCAGCUUUCUCCCUGCUGUAAAACGUUUGAACUGUGACUGGAAGUUGGACAAUUCCUGUAUAGCAUCCGAACAGAUGGAUCAAGGGAACAAAUUUGUCCUCAAAAAAAUGUCCAUCUCAACUCCUGGGCCAUAUCAAAAGUGCAGCCCUACUCCUAAUCACCAACAAAACCAGAGCGUGUGUUUUCUCCCAGUCCAAAAGAUCAUACCUUGCUCUUUCCCAGUAAAAAUAUACAAUGCUUGUCCUGUCCAAGGACAGAACUAUGGCUUGCUUCCUGUCCAAGGACAAAUAUACAGCUUGCAAACUGUGCAAGGACAGACAUACAGCGUACAAAAUGCUCAAAGUAAGACUGUAUUUGCUGUCCAGAAGCAAAUGUAUAGCAUGCUUGCUGUGCAAGGACAGCAGCAUGGAACACUGCCUGCCCAAGGUCAAAAGGGCUCCUGUCCUCCUGUUGUAAAUAUAAACAGUGUGUGUAAAUCUCCAAGAGAUAUGGAGAGCGUACACCCCAUCCCAAAAGAAGUGAAGAAUCCAGAUUUCUUACAGCAAAAUAAAAGCAUGUCUCCUGCCUGUGAAAAACAAAAAGAUUCAUACAUUCUCUGUAAAAAAAUAGGAGUAGAACUCAACAUAAAAUCAGGUGCAGCAGAAAGGCCAAAAGUGGACAAGCAGUUGCUCACCAAUGGUGUUAUGCUCGAAAUUCAUGAAUUUGUCAGGAAAUCAGGCAUGCCAAAGAAUAUGUCUCUCUUUAAUAUUUUAGACUAUAACUUUGAUCUUGGCUUGGAAAGUGAGCAACAGAAAAACUAUUUUUCAUGUAGUGUUGCGAGCUGCGUUCAAACAGUGAUUAUGAAGAAACACAACGUUUCUGCUUCAGAGAGACUGGAAUUCAUGGAGCAGGUCUUUUCUCUGCCUCUCCCACAAAAACCGCAGCUCGCGUCACCUGUGGAAUCGAUUGUCGUAGAAAUUGAAAGCUGCAGUAGUGAUGAAAUGGAAGAAGAGCCAAGCAAGAGGGGGACUGAAGCCCUGAAGGCAGACAUUGUAAAAAAACGGAAGAUUAUUGAGAAGCUGAAGGAAAAAUGUGAGGCUUUAAAAGAUCAAAAAGCCCAGUUGCUUGAACAAAGAAAAGAAAGACAGCUACUGCUGCACAAGGCCAAAAUGGAACUCCAGGCGGUAACAAAGAAGUUUGCUAAAGCAAAGGCGAAGCUAACCAGGCUGUGUGUCCGAAAUAUUAACAAAAGGAUAAAGCGACGCGAUAACAAGAUACAGGUGCUUGAAAAGAAAUUAGAAAGGCUGACACAAGAAUUUGAAGCUGAGAGAGAUCAAUUGGAGGAGGAAAGAAAAAGGCUGGAGCUCCAAAACGCCAUUCUAGAAAAGAACGUGAAAAAGUACAGAUAUGAAAAGAAAAAAGAGACUAUGCGAGCAAAUUACAAUAAGAAAGUGGCACAGGAGGUGAACAAGAGCCAUCUGCGUUCCGCGACUGGAAAGAGAAUCCAAAAGCUCAACGACGAGGUGUAUUUUUGGCAGGCCAGAUACACUGAAGUCAAGGAUGAGUUGGAGGAUUUAGUACAGAAAAAGAUACCCACUUAUGAAAAAGCGAAGUACAAUGACACGGUGAGGGAAGUCUACAUGGAUUUAGUGGCAAACAUGGGUGUCAGCUGCAGCAAAGUGUCUCAGGUUGUUAGGACAGUGUUGGAAAAACUAGCUGGCAUGAAAGUAGAUAGACUGCCUAAGGGAAGUAUUUGUAAAACAAUGGUAUUGGAAGCAAGACAUGUAGCAUUGCAACAUGUAAAAGAAACAAUUUCUAAAGAAACUGAUGUCACGCUUUGUACUGAUAGCACAACAAAAUUUGGACACAAGUACAGUACUGCAGGCAUCUUUCUGAAAGACAGAACUCGUCUAAAUAUAGGCCUUAGAGAACAGGCUUCAGGUUCUGCAAUGGACCUGUUCAACGUGGUCAAAGAAAUGGUCCAAGACAUUGUGAGAAGCCCAGGAGUAGAUAUUGAUAAAACUGACCAUUUAGAAAAGGAAGUGUUUGUCAAAAUAUCAAAUCUUUUUGGAGAUAGAGCAAACACGGAGAAGAAGUUCAAUACAAUUCUCUCCGACUACAGAUCAAAAAUUCUCCCCAACAUAGUUGAAAGGUUUGUCAAUUACAGUGAAUCCGAAAAGGCAAAACUUUCUCUUGUGAAUGAGCUUUUCUGUGGUUUGCAUUUAAUUGAUGGGUUGGCGCAUCAGGCAAAUGUGACACUUGCACUGUGGGAGAAAAUGAUGUUUGGAGAUGCUAAUGUAGGUUCACGGUGCUUGCCAGAAGUUUGCAAAAGCGACACUUCUGAAUGUGGAACAGUCAGAUUAAUACGUACUGUGUGUAAAGCCGUCCAAGAAAAAGGCAGUGAAAAAUAUGGAAAGCCUGUUAUUUUUAAAACAUUUUUAGCCAGCAAAAAUAAACAGGAUUAUGUGCCACUGUCUCCCUUCAGAGGUAAUAGAAUUAAUAUUGUGUUUCACAAUGCAGCAGGGGUAUACUUUUUAUAUCCUGAUUUGGUGGAGUUCACUGCUGAAUUUCAGCAUGACAACAGCCUAGUGGCUGAAGUCCAUGCAGAUCUCAAUGUUCCUCAAUAUGUGGCUGGGUGCAGGGCUCUAGGGCUUGUUGCCAAAAUCAUUACAGAGCCCCUUUGGAGAGUCAUGUCUAAGAAAGAACAUGUUUUGGCAAUGAAUGACAGAUACCAAACCUUAGUUUCAAAGCUUAAGGACUGGCAGAAGGAUGGCACAAGACUUGUCAAAGGGCAGGUAUGUUUAUAUGACGACAUAGAAAUACACAGGGGGGCUGUGUUUGAUAGCCUUUGUGAGUGUUCAGACCCAGAGUUUGAUGAGCUGACUGUUCAAGCUGUUGAAUUAAUUCUUGCUAGUUUUGUGAAGGUAUGCUGUAAGAUGCUAGCUGAUCAUUUGGAGCACGGCAGAUAUGAUGAGGUGUCACCAGAUGUGGCUGAGAAAAUGCAGUCAGUUCCUAAAACUAACGAGAGCUGUGAGAGAGAUUUUGGAGUGCUUGACACAUUAAUCAGGAUCAAGACAAAUGCCACAGGCAUUGCUCUUGAAGGAAUGAUCAUGUACAAAGAGAAUCGCACCUGGGAGUGGCUCUCUAAGCUGGAUUCCAGAAAGAAAGAGGAAGUGCUGGAAAUUGCUAGACGGUCUGUCAAGGAACAAAGAGCUACAUUCGGUAAGAGAAUACAGAAGAUUAAAGAAGUUAGGGUGAAGGCCUUAUCAGAGAGGAAAAAAGUAAAAGUGAAAGAUUCGAGUGAAGAAAAUGAGAUGACUCUCAAACAACAGCUGACAGCUGAGUUGGGCAGAUAUGGAGGCCUGUGGGAAACCGAAGAACAGAUUGAUGAACAAAUACAACUUUUAGAUGAAUCUUCUAGGUAUGCAGCAGUUAUUUCUCAGCUCAAGUUUAGAAGAUUUGUCCUGGGCAUGAAAAACGAGCAAGGAAUUUUUAACAUUUCCAGAGCUGGGAGAAAACUUGGCUUUAAUGAGCUUGUGCGCAAUUUGAAAAGUGCUGUAGUAAAGGUAGAGCAGGGUUUUCCAAAAAGGACCUGUAGUUCAUCGGCAAAAUCUAGAUUAACGAUCUCUCCAAGCAAUGAGAGCAGUCCAGCAGUGAAGAAAAUUAAGUUUACUCCCAAUAAAGGCUUGGGUCUAGCAGGAGAGGCUCAGGCAGAAGUCACUCUAACAGAGAUGAUCCCAGCAAAGGUUAAGGUAAACCUUGAAGGUGAAUACACCCCAGCAGUAGCUGAGCGUAUAGCCCAAGAAAAGAAACGUUUUUUGGAAGAGGCUGUUUAUCUGCAGGCCAAAGUCAGAGACAGUGGAAGAAAGAAGAUGGGGUUGGGGGGGUUAAGAACCCCAAAGGUUAGCUGCCCUGAGCAGCUUCUAGGAAAGAGGGUUAGACAUGCCACUGUGGAAAAUGGAGAAAGAACCUGGUUCAAAGGUACUGUUAUAGCAGUGAGGGAAGAACAGGGUGCGCAGACCUUUCAGAUCGUUUAUGAUGAAUGCCAGAUGGUCUGGUGGUUUGACCUAUGGAAGGACUUUCAAGAGAACAACCUGGAGCUGUUACCAGUAAGGACUGAAGACCUGCUAGGAAAGCAGGUAGAGCACCUGUUUAUAAGUAGUGAAGAUGGUGCCGAGACCUGGUGGCCAGGCAGGGUUUUGCAUUGUAAAGGGGAUGGAAACUCUUUUGUUAUUGAAUAUGAGGAUGAAGAAAGUGACUGUGAAAGAGUGUUUGAAUAUCCUCUGUUGGAUGACUACGUAGCAAAUGAAUUGAGAAUUUUAUCAUAGGACCAGUGAAAAUAAUCUGCUUUUGCAGACCUACAUAAGUCAUUUCUCAUUUCUUUUUAUUGGUCAGAGGGUGGUCAGAGGUUAGUCAUGGAUAGAGGACUGUGCUUUUUUGCUCUUGAAGCAAAUAAUGAAGGAAGAAAAUUUAAAAAAUAUAUUUUGGUUUAUGAUAAAAUAAUUGAGAAACUUAAUGUCAGAUUGAGCCGCCUAAUUGAUUAGUUGUACUAAUUGUAUCACAUACAUUUGAUUUAGUUGUUGUUUGUAGUUUUAUGAGGCUAAAAUAGGAAAUCAAACACUAUUUGAUGCUCAGUGUUGUUCAAAAUGGUCUUUAGUUUAUUUCUUAAUUUGUCAGAAGACAGUUGUUCUAGUAGUUAUCAGAGUCUCUUUUAAAAUCAAUAGUUGAAGUACUUUAAAAACAAAACCUUAUAGUGCUGCUCUGAUCCAGAUGUUUUCUGAUCACCGAAAUAUCAAAUUGGAACUGUUUUUCAGCAAAGUGGUUUUUGCUGUACAAAACCCAGCCUUAAGCUACAGUAUCUAGAAUACUCUAGUGCAUUAAAUUACUUUAGUAUUGAAAUAAUUGUAUAUAGGCAUGUCCAAAGGCAUGUUUGUGUGUGUCACAUUCUUUGCAUAGAAGGUAUCAGGUUGGAAAACCUUUCCUCUAAACCUUUGUUUAGUUGAAUAAAAAUACCUCAGUAUGACAUUCAAUGCAUUUCUUUAUACAGUACAUUUUUUGUGUUUUUUUUUAAUUUAGGAGAAUUUAAAAAUCUUCUGAGAUACUGUAUAAGGCUGUAAACAUGGCAAUUUAAAAGUGUUACUUUGGAAUAUUUUUUUAAGCAAAUUACUUUGUACUCUUGUUUGAGCAAGAAGUAGAUCUGCCAUUUUAGAGUGGGAAAAGUCCAAAAUGGGUUGGGCACAUCAAUGCAGGAAGCAGAAUUAUUAACCAAAUAAUGUAAGUUAGAUUUCACUUUGAAGUAGAUUAGUAACUAAAGGAAUUAUCUUACAACUCCUCAGAAGACCACAUGUAAAUCCCUCGGUCCCCUUUUAAAAGUCCAUAGAAAUGUUUUUUUUUUAGAAAAAGUCAAAAUAAUAAAGACAAGCAAGUAAGAUUACAAAGCUGGAAGCAACCUGAGAAAAUAAUUUUAACGCACAAAUGAGUGCUGUGCUUGAUGACGCUGCAGAAGUGUUAAUGUUGACACAUUUGCAUCUUCUACACAAUAUGGGGAAGCAACAAAGGGACAAAACAUCAGGAUUUAUAGUCAACGUAUAUUAUGUUAAAACACAACAUAAAUCAUCACCUGUUAUAAAAAUCAUUUAGAAUAUUUUGUACCAUUUUGGUCACCACGUUACAGAAAUGAUAGUGUUGCUCUGGAUUCAGUCCAGAAAAGACCAAGCAUCCGUUUUUCAAAUCUUUAAGGACACAAGGCCAACGCAAUGGGUUUGAGAAUUAACAGUGAAACAUGAACUGGAAGACACAAGCGGAAGCAAUGUGGAAGUGCAUUUAAAAGCCCUUAACGGAGGCACCUUAGAGAAAAGGCUGUGGGAGUCUGGAAGAAGCUAUCCAGCCCGGUUGUUGAAGCUGAUACCCUGGCUUCUUUCAAGAAAUGGAUGGAUGAGAUCUUUGGAUCAAUUAACUGCAAACUACCAAAAAUGGCCUCCUGUUGUUUGUAAUCUUUCUAAUGUUCUGAAGACUGUCAAUCAAAGCUGUUUUUAACUAACUGCUAAGUGUCUGAGUUUGUUUUGGAAGACUUGAGGAAGCAGCCCUCCUGUAUUGUAUACAGCUUAAUUACAUCUGUGGAUGUGAGAAGAAGUGUUAUCCUAUUAUAUGAAUAUUUUUAACGAUGUGAUACAUGGACUGCAACACUUUAUGGUUAUGCAGUGUUGGUGCUGGUCUUUCAAAAGACAUGAAUUUUUUCCAAAAUGGAAAAUGGGACUAAUCUCUUACAGACUCUGAAGCUAAUUUAAAAGAACUUCACGGGAAAACAGCACUGCCAGUUGCUUCAUUUACAAAUUUUAGGUUUUUUUUUUUUUUAUUCUUGCUGCUAUUUCAUAUACUGUAUGUUAUUCAUGUACUGAAUGAGCUGUGUUAGAACUGCUUUUUAUCUUGUAACUUGCAAUGGCUUACAUUACAUCUUGUGAGUCAGUGUUAUCAUAGACCUAUGUGAACUGUGCCACUUUAGCUAAGGUGAUCCAUAAGCAAUUGUCAGCUGAUAUUUUGAUAAAUGAAUUUCCAGGGUGUAGGUUUCAUCAAUGCAAUCAUGACAAAAUUUAGCCUUUACAUUUCUUGUUAUUUAAUGUCCACAGCAAGCGAAAUGCCCACUCCAUAGUAAAUGAAUUACAGUUGGUUGGCAUUUUGCUUAUCUGCAACAUUAGAUGUAACUUACAUCCAGUUAUCCACCACUAUUAUGCACAUUUUCAUUAUCAAUAUAAUCUACCCCAUGCUCAGGACUGCACCGAAACUCAACUUUUUUAUUUUGCAAAGAUUAUAACGUAGUGUUUAUCAUUUGGUUUAAGAAAAUGCCAUUUCUGUGACUGUAUUAUGUGUUGUAUGUGUUGGUAUGGUAUGGGCAAAACAAUAAGGUAAUAUCUUGUGUAACUGUAACUUUUAGCAUGAAAUCUUUUUAAAACACAAUCUUGUUCUGUAUGUAUUCUGCCAUAUUAUAACGAACGGUUGUCCAAGCCACUUAUAACCAUGUACCCACAAUAUUUACUUUCUGUUCAGAGCAUAAAAUGGAUUAGACUAAUUACGUUAUUGGCAAAGUAGUCAUGGGUGGGGGGAAUUAUCUGGAAUAUGGCCUACAAUAGAGUCGUGCAGAUGUACUUCUAGAGUCUUACUGAAUUAUUGUAAAGAAGAACCAAACUGCUCCAGAUGGGUCUUUUUUGAGCCAGAAAGAUAUUGAUUUUGGUCGUCGACUAUUUUGAAGCAAGACUUAUGGCUGAUACUAUGAAUACCUUCUGGAUGAAGACUACCUCUCUCUUGGUGCUAAAACGGUGAAAGGAAUAUAAAUCACAGACUGUCUAGCAGGGGUGGGAGGAAUGGCUGGUGUUGAAGACCAUGAAAGAAGAUCCGUGUUCCAGUCUGAAGUUCAUCUGCCGACUUGUCAAAGACCCUGUCCUCUGUGGCCAAUUCUUUGCCAGAGAAACAAAAAAGAACCUUAACUAAAUUUCCCAUGGACUUUCCACAGCAGCAGCUGAUGGGAGAAGACUUAGGUCCAUACAGUUCUUCAAGGGGUAAUUAUAUUCUGAAAAAAGCAACAGUUUUUCCAGACCAAACGAAAACCGUUUUACCUCUUCCCUCCCGAAAGGACAAUCAACAAGGUGCUGCCCUUUUUGACUUCUCACAAGAUGGGAACUCUCAGAUGCAGAAGGCUACACUGGAACUGCACAAGGAAGUGUUGGCGCUUCAGAAAGAAAAGCUCAUCCUAGAGAAUGAGAAACUCCAACUGCAAAUUGAAAAGAUAAAACUCAGGAAAGCGAAAAUAUGCAGCUAAUCCUCCGCCAUUAAAUCUGUGGGAUACUGAUGAAAAGGGAGUGUACAAAAUUUGACAAUGUUAUGUUUCAGUGUAGUCAAACCCCAAUAUAUUUUAGCAGUUAUGCAAAAGACAAAUAUAAAUAUUUAAACCACAGCAUAUUACUGUUAUUAGUUGCCAGAAAAUAUCAUUUUAGAUUACAUUUUUGGUGUCCUUUACUGGAACUUUUUUGUAUAUGAGGGUGCAAUUAAAAGGAUUCAUAGUGCAUUAUUAACAUAGUCAUUCCUCUGUCUUUUUCACCAGGAGGGAUAGAAUUGCAUCUCUUUCUGAAUGUUUACAGUAAAACGGUACUGAGGGCACUUCUGAAAGCCUGUCAGUAUAGUGUCACGUUAUCAUUUAGAACAUUUCUGCAAAUGUUGUUAAAAAAGCUGCUCAUGGCUGUUAAGGUUGGAGGCAGACUUGUGCCGUCUCAGCCAACAUAAGAGAACGAGAAAGGAUAUCAAAAUGCUCCUCGCUAGCAGUUGUAUUCUCGUUUUUCAGCAGUUUGGUGAUGGACUGCUUGAUACAACAUGAAUAUUUAGUUAGGGCUUGGUAAUGAACUGGAAAACUGACAACAUUUUUUCUGCUCAAAUUGCGUGUCUAGCAGAAAAUGGACAUAAACUUUUAUUGUGUUCUGCUACAUUUACUACUUCAUAGAUCAUAGGCCUAGAUUCUUAUUUCCCAUUCUUCCAGGAUAGGUUUGCGUUUUAGCCGUGUUCGACUCUUAUGUACUUUCCAAUGUCGUAAAACUUGAAGGACGGAUCAAUAAAUAUACUUGAUGUCGCUGAGAAAAUCA